AUGCCUCUUCCUCAGCUGUUAGUCGGAAAGGUUGCGGCCAUUACGGGCGGAUUGACGGGUAUCGGUAGGGCUAUUGCUCUCGAGUACCUCCGUCAUGGCGCAAAGGUAGCAGUUAACCAUCUCGGACGACCAGAUGAAGAACCGUUGCUGGAGGCCAUGCGGAAAGACGUUGCUGAGAUUACCGGAAGUGAGGGGGAACGAUUCAUCACAGUAGCUGGAGACGUCUCUCAGCCUGAGACGGGUCGGGACUUUGUCACGAAGACUGUCGAGGCUUUCGGACGGCUAGAUGUCUUCGUGAGCAACGCGGGAGUGUGCAAGUUUGAGGAGUUCCUGGAGGUUGACCCUCCACUUCUCGGGCACACGGUGAACACGAAUCUCUGCGGAGCCUUCUACGCGACUCAAGCGGCAGCACGGCAGAUGGCCCUAGCGCAGUCACCACCUGGCGGCUCGAUUAUUGGGAUCAGCUCCAUCUCCGCUCUUGUCGGAGGCGGACAGCAGACACAUUAUACCCCUACCAAGGCUGGAGUGCUCAGCCUGAUGCAAUCGACUGCUGUGGCGCUAGGAAAAUACGGAAUCCGAUGCAACGCCUUACUCCCUGGAACUAUCCGGACCCAGCUGAACGAUGAGGACAUGAGUGAUCCUGUCAAGAGGACUUAUAUGGAGGGGAGAAUCCCACUGGGACGGUUGGGUCAGCCUCCUGAUCUGGCUGGCCCAGCUGUGUUCUUGGCCUGCGAUGAGUUGAGUGGCUAUGUGACUGGCGCACAGCUUCUCGUGGAUGGAGGAUUGUUUGUGAACCUGCAGUGA
Molecule: messenger RNA, 804 nt
Organism: Aspergillus viridinutans
Lineage: Eukaryota; Fungi; Ascomycota; Eurotiomycetes; Eurotiales; Aspergillaceae
Product: SDR family NAD(P)-dependent oxidoreductase
Exons: 4
Coding region: 1-804 (267 amino acids)
Molecular function (GO): oxidoreductase activity, acting on the CH-OH group of donors, NAD or NADP as acceptor
Source: RefSeq, a predicted model, not a curated record